Molecule: messenger RNA, 1755 nt
Organism: Phaedon cochleariae (mustard beetle)
Lineage: Eukaryota; Metazoa; Arthropoda; Insecta; Coleoptera; Chrysomelidae
Source: the annotation of a GenBank genome assembly
AUGCAUGCCAGACUUCUGAUAUUCCUCAUCUCCUCGCUCCACGCCUGGGCACUAUGCCCGACGAAAUGCACAUGCUAUCUGGACCAGAAAGGCAGAAUAUCCGUCUCCUGCAAAGAAGGGGGUAUGGUCGGUCCCCUCAACCUCAACAACGUCAGCCUCGACACGGAGGUGAUCAAAAUCACGGCUCCGGAUGACAACACGAACGCUCUAACAAUGAGCCCGGUGUUCCAGAGCUACCGGAAGCUGGAGGAGAUCCACAUCACCAAGUCCAACGUGCCCCAGCUCGGCAUGCACUUCUUCUACGGCUUGACAAAGCUUGACGUGUUGAACCUGAGCCAGAAUAACAUCACUCAGCCGCUGGACCACAACUUCAGGGGGCUGUCGAAGCUCAAGGAGCUCUACUUGGAUGAUAAUCGGAUCAUCUCGUUGCCCAGCGGGACUUUUCGGCAUCUGCAUGAGCUGAAAGUGCUGUCGGUGCAGAGGAAUAGGAUUGAGGAGUUGACGCCAAGGAUUUUCUUGGAGAUCAGUAAGCUGAGAGUGUUGAAGCUCAGCGGAAAUAAUCUAAGGGAGCUGAACCCGGAAGUUUUCAGAGAUGUACAGGAACUGAAAUUCCUAGAAUGCCGUGGAUGUGCCUUGACCCGACUAAACAAUGAAAUAUAUCACUUGUUACCCCAAUUAUCUCACCUGGACCUAGGAGAUAACGAAAUUAGAAUGCUACCGUCCGAAGAACUAAAAGAACUAUCUAAUCUCAAAUAUUUCAAACUCGAUGGUAACUUAAUCAGUGCUAUAUUAGAUUCUACGUUCGAUCACCAGUCAAUGUUGAAGAAACUCAACCUAGCACGAAACCAUUUCACGAAAAUCUCGGACGGAGCAUUCAAAAACUUGCAGAAUCUCACGGAUCUAGAUCUGAGCUACAACAAGAUUGAUCAGCUGGAUUUCCUGAAGCCGGUUGCAGAAACCUUGGAAGUGCUUCACCUGAGUGGAAAUCACCUGAAGCUCAGAGCUACGAGAAUUCUGUCGAGUUUGGAUCAGUUAAAAGAGUUGAGGCUGGGAGAAUGCGGGUUGGUUAGCGUAGAAUCCGAUAUAUUCCCGCAAAGUUUGAGUAUUCUGGACCUCAGCGGAAAUCAUUUGUCGUCUUUGUCCAAGGAGUUUCUACCCCAGCAUUUAGCUGAACUCGAUUUAUCCAGGAACAGAUUCCGUGGACUGGAUGAAGAACUUCUGGUAGCUAUCGAGAACGUUCCGACUCUGAAGUUAGAUGAUAACUUGUGGUCCUGUGAUUUGUGUUACAUCAUUCCGCUGUUGGAGCGAGUUAAUCGGAGCAUCGUCUUCCGCGAAAUAGUGUGUUCAGCUCCGUAUAUAGUGAAAGGAAAGAAGCUGGAGAUGAUCUGCAGACAUGAACUGACGUGGUGUUCUUCUCCAAGCUACACAGUGAGUGAUGCUAAUUUCUUUCUGAUUGGAGAAGACGGUAAAGUAGGCAUCAUAGCAGCGGGGGCCUCGGUGUUUCUUCUCGUUCUCACUGUUUUCGCGAUAAUUGGGGCGCUUUGCUACUCUCGGCGUCACGCUGCCAAAUAUUAUACUCACGAGGACAAGUUGGCGAUUGAAGGUGAAUCGAUUUUCGACAGAAAUCACAGUCCUUUAUUCUGCGACGGAGAGCUUAGUUUCAAAUUUCCGUUGGAUGCAGGCGGGGAGAAGAAGAUUUCCAUCGCGACUAUCGACGAGAUAAAAAAAGAGCAUGGGAUCACUAAUGGAACUUGA